UGCUGCCGCGAACAUGUUGUUGUCGCGAGCGUGACAAGUCGGCGCCGCGCUACAGGGACGGAAGGAAGGAAGACGAGCCCGGGUUUAAAGAGGCCCGGUGAUGGAAGAGGCAGAGAGCGGGGGACGGGAGCCCGAGCCCCGGUGCGCCGAGCAGACUGAGCUGCUCUCAUUAAUAAUAAGCGGAGAGGAGGAAGCGACGCCAGAAGAGAGUGAGCUGGGAGAAGAGGAUGGUCUUGCCAAUGGCCAUGGUGAGGAGGAAUCAGGGGCUGACAUGGUUACAGCUGUCACAUCUCCAGGUACCAGCUACUGGAGCAUCACGGAGGGUCCUGACCAUCCCUUGCUCCUCUCCCUGGCCCCUGGGCCCUCUGGACGAAAACCUAGGGUGCAGAGGGCCUCGCGCCCAGGCCUCAGCCGUAUCCCAGGUCGGGACCACCGCCGCUACUACCACGAGUACUGGCGUAGUGAGUACCUGAUGGACUUUGACCCCCAGCGGCAUGGGAUGAUCUGCAUGGUGUGCGGCAGCUCACUGGCCACUCUGAAGCUCAGCACCAUAAAGAGACACAUAAGACAGAAGCACCCAGACUCCCUGCUGUGGAGUGCUGCCGACAAGGAGGUGAUCCGCUCGGGCUGGGAGAGCCACCUGAGCCUGGGGGGGAGUCAGAGAUCGUACAGCUCUGCUGCUGGACCUUUACCACAGGAAGAAGAAGAGCAGCUGGACUCAGGCCAACAUGCUGCUGAUCUCCUGGAUCCUGUGACUCCCCAUGAGCAGCCACAACAAGCUCUCAGUCUGUCUCCCAAAUCUGAAGAGGUUGAAGUCCCACAGACCCAGGAGGAGGAUGAGCAGGAUCUGUCCGGACCAUCAGCUCAAACUUUGGAGCGCUACCUGAAUGACUCACUGCACGCUUGGUUCCGUCAGGAGUUCCUGAUGGAGUACGAAGCAGAGGCUGGCCGGCUAAUGUGCAUGGUGUGCGGAGGAGAGCUACCCUCCCUUCACCUUGACCACAUCAAGAGCCAUGUGCUUGACACCCACCCUAACUCCCUGGUUUACAGCUCAGAGGAGAAGCACUGCAUCCUUCAGGCCUGGGCUCAGACUCAUGAAGAUUCAGAAAACUCAAUCAAAUCAGAGCCCAGCACCAAAGAAGAAGGCAUGGACCUAUUUGCUCAGGAUGCGGAGGCCAUCCAGAUUAACACUGACUUGUACCCAGAAAGUGAUGGCACUUUAACUCAGGAAACGUGUCUCAUUGGUGAGGACGGCGGCGUAGGAGCUCCGCAACAGGGAUCCCAGCCCCUUCAUCAGCCCAGGAAGAGGCGGCUGCCUGGGGGCGACCCAUGGCGGCUCCGCCUCGACUACCUGGUAGCCUAUGGGCCUCAGGGCCAGGACACGUUCUGCAUGGUGUGUUCUCAGGUCCUGCACGAAACCAAGGUCAGCAGCUUCCGGCGCCACAUAAAGGAAUGUCACCCUGAGACCACAACCCUCAGCCGACAAGAAAGGGAAGCCAUGGCUGCUGCCUGGACCAAAGAUUAUUCUAGUGACGACAUGGAAACUCAAGAUGAAAUCAACCUUAGAGAAGCUACUACAGGAGAGACAUGUGAGGACCCCUGCCCAGACUUCACGACACCCAGUAAGACAGUGAAGAAGGAGGAAGGUGUGAGUGGACGAAGGGUGAAAGUUAAGGAUAGCGGCACCGCAGCCACACCUUCUCGUCACAGCCAUUACCCCGGGAAGGACCAGAGGAGGAACUACCAGGUGCGUUGGCGGAUGGAAUACCUGAUGGACUACGACUGCAGGAGACACGGGCUGAUCUGCAUAGUGUGCGGAGCCACUCUGGCCACGUUAAAGGUCAGCACCAUCAAGAGGCACAUCCAGCAGGUGCACCCCCACUCUCUGGACUACAGCCCAGAGGAGAAGCAGCAGGCUAUGCUGAGCUACAACCAGAUCGCCUUGCACUUCACCCACUCUGAUGACUGCUUCUCCUCCCCGGACCACGGGCACACAGAGCUGGCUCCAACUCCAGUACACUUUGGCACUUAAAAAGGGCUUCUGUCCGUUGCUCCUCAGCAGUCCCAUGUCCAGAAACAGCCCUUCAUUAUCUUUGUUACAGGGACAUUCAGAUCAAACAUGGUCUUACUGUCCUAUUCCCGCUCCUUGUCUUCUUUAACUUUGUUACCAAAUCUAUACAAUCAGGUGACUAGCUGUCUCAAUGGUCAGAAAUAUGAGAUUAAGACCCAGGUUGAGAGACACAAGAAUUCUAAAUCUGAGAGUACUUUUGUAGGCGAAGCUGCAGAUUGCAACUGCUGCAAAGGGAAUGAGACAACCUAAAAUGUCAUGGCCUGAAAAACUCAAAGUCCAGACACUCAUUUGAAACUAAAGCCUUAUUUGCACGAGACCAGUAUUACACAAGGACCUCAUGGGAUUGUUUAGGAACUGCACAUUUGCAUGGAUGCACAAAAUCUGAGCUUUACAGAUAUGUCUGUCAAAUCCUAAUCCUUUUUAACAAGUGAUACCAUUGUUACCAUAGAUAACAAUACUGACCCAGUAGUUAAUGCUAUCCUGAAACUAUACUAUGUGUAUUGGAAUACCAAGGGGUCUUAUACAUAUAUAAUAUGUAUAUGCUCACAGACACACACACACACACACAUCCGUUUAAUCAGAUCAUCAUCAGUCCGCUUUAAUGUGGGCAAAUACAACAUGGAACUGCACAGAUGGCAUACUCUGUAGAAUGUGUUUUUAAGGAAUACUUAUAUUAAUUUAAUUCUGAAUGGGAUCCCCAGUUAAGGGCCCAGUCAGACCAACUUUUAUGAUUUCACAGCAUAAAUUGUUGUGUUCAGUGGAAUCUCUCACAGAACCUUUGACAUCCAAAUAUGUUCCACUGACCAAAAAACAAAUGGUCAUGACAUUAUUGACCUUUGAGGUAACGGAGAGCUGGAAUGCAAGCUAACAUAGUAGCUGUGUUGGACCUUCUUCUUUCAAAUAAUCCCCUGCCGGAUCCUAAAGCUCCACAACAGAGGCAUUCACUGUAUUCGCAUGGCAUGUAUUUAACCACUUCCCAGUGUGAUACCAGAGAAAAUUUGUUCCUAUGAAAUUUUAACGGCAUGGCUUCAAAACCGUUUCACUCACAUGUGGCUGCUAGUGCUAGCAUGUUCCUGUCAGCUCAGUAGUUACAAGCUAGCUUCACGAGUGGUUACUUUAUGUUGUCAGCACCACAUGGGGCGGCUGUGACUGAGGGGUAGAGCGGUCGUCCUCCAACUUGAAGGUCGGUCGUUCAAUCCCCAGUCUUCCCCAUCUGCAUGCCGAAGUGUCUCCGGCAAGAUGCUGAACCCCGAAUUGCCCCUCAUAGAACAAGAAAGUGCUGCUAAUAGUGUCACUGUAUGAAUGGGUGAAUGUAAAAAUGUACUGUAAAGUGCGAUGAGUGGUCAUCAAGAUUCGAAAAGUGGUAUAUAAAUACAAAAAAACAUUUACAUGUUUCACAGGGACACACACAUCAUAUUUGCUGAUCUGGUUUGACCAGGGUCUAAUACUGAAAAUGGGGCUUUAGACGUUCAAACUCCUUCUUGCCUCUUCCUAUACUUUCAACACCGAAUGGGUCCCUGGACUUCUAGUUUUAAAUGCCUGUCAUCAUGUUUCCUCUCUGAACCAUGUGUUCAGGUCUGGCUUUUUUCUGGUAGGGGCCAGAGUCUUAUGUUCUCAGGAACUUAGAAACAGAACCUUGGGCAAGGCCGGGUUGAAUUAGUUUGAUGAUAAUGUGUCUGAAGACAACACAGCACUUUGCCCUAAAAUAUGUACUAAACCCCAGCUUUCCUUUUGUACAGCUAAUAGAAUGAGACUGUGUUUGAUGUUAUUGCUGAAGACAAUGAAUGCCAGCGUGCGGUCAAUGAGUUUCGAUCUCCUUAAUGUAAUGUAUUUAAUUCCUUGUUUACAGUGGAGGAGAUAUCCUCCUCUCUCUCAUCCAUUCUAAUGAGAUAUGUUAUCUCUCUGUCAUUUUGCAUUGUUGCUACGUCGACCUGCAUCCUUUUCAGCAUCCACAACUCAUGUUAGCCAAAAGCUGCACAAAAAAAAGAAUAUGUAAAUACUUAUAUGAAAAAUUUGAAUUAUUUUUCCUUUAUACAAGCACUUUUAUGCACCCUGGUUUCUACAAAAAUGUUUGUAACUAUGUCCAGUUUUUCUACUUCAUUCAAGAUUUCAACAAUGUUUGUAAACGGCUGGAGGACAGCCUGCUGGGCUUCACUUUGAAAAGUCUACUCCAGCUUUGGUACUGCUUAAUUUUUUUCAUUCAUUGUACAAAGUUUAUGCAAAAAAAAGGAGUUGAACUAAGAGUGUGUGCGAAAGAAUAGUCUGCCAUAAAAUGUCACCAGGAAAUGUAACUCAGGGAUUCUGUUUUCAUCAACGACCAUUUCAUCGGUGAUCCUUUAAGAACAUGUCAGCUGGUGACAUGUGAACAUAGAUAAAUACAUGUGUCUGCUUUGGGUUGUACAGGUAUUAGGGCCAAAAUAAAGUUAUAAUUUCCGGAGAUCAAAGUUGUAACUUGAAGGAAUUUAAAACCUAACCCUAACCCACAUAAGAAGAAUAAGGAAUCUGGAAAAUAAGAAAAAUUCAAAUAUUUUGAGUAAAAAGCUGAAGAUGAUUUUUCAGCAAAAAAUAUUUCAUCAUGCAAGUUACAAUUCAAAUUAUAAAUUGAAUACAUUUUUAUCAAAACAUAUCCUGGUCUGUCAGGAAAGUAAAAUAUGCAAAUGUUAAUACUACCAAGUCUAUUCACAGAGAAUAUAUGAAAUCUAAGUAUGAUGUUUAUGUAAAAUUAUCACUUUAUAAAGAUAUACUGUCACCCCUGUCUCUUGAAUUCAGAAUAAUCUAAUUUCUCUCAGAUUAUGACGACAAUUCAACAUUUUCAAAAUUUUUGGGACUUAACAUACAAAUCUCCUUUUCUUUCUUUACAGUGGCCCUAUCACUCUGUCGGACAGAAAUGUGAAUGACACACAAAAUCUCAAUAGUUACAUUUUUGAAGAAUGAUCAGAAAUUACGCUCUGGUACAAAAGCUCUUAACAAACUCCCUGCAACGCUCUGACAGCAGACAAACUAUGACUUUCCAUCCCACACAUCGCUCUGGUAGAAAUCUGACAUAGCACUUAAUUAUUUAAAAUGAACAAACAGUGAAUGGUAAAGCAAUUGAAAAUGAGAUCAAACUUUUUGCUUGUGUGUACGUGUGUUUAUACUGUGAAUGAUCAGCUUCUCAUUUUUCUUCAAUUUGACUUUGUCUUCUCACCCUUCAUCUGUACAUGGCCAACAUGUGACAUCUCCAUGCCUCCAUGACUUUUGAAUAAAGACUCAACACUG
This is a messenger RNA of Pleuronectes platessa (European plaice), 5329 nucleotides long. RefSeq names its product zinc finger translocation associated (gene zfta). Bases 101 to 2032 code for a protein of 643 amino acids. The record is from RefSeq and is a predicted model, not a curated record. The transcript is spliced from 5 exons. Lineage: Eukaryota; Metazoa; Chordata; Actinopteri; Pleuronectiformes; Pleuronectidae. Gene Ontology annotation, biological process: negative regulation of DNA-templated transcription.